Molecule: messenger RNA, 2638 nt
Organism: Xenopus laevis (African clawed frog)
Lineage: Eukaryota; Metazoa; Chordata; Amphibia; Anura; Pipidae
Gene: arhgef3.2.S
Product: Rho guanine nucleotide exchange factor 3 S homeolog
Exons: 12
Coding region: 619-2259 (546 amino acids)
Biological process (GO): intracellular signal transduction; positive regulation of Rho protein signal transduction
Cellular component (GO): cytoplasm
Molecular function (GO): guanyl-nucleotide exchange factor activity
Source: RefSeq, a predicted model, not a curated record
CUCCGCUCCUUUGACAUUCGCACAGGGGACACGAGUGCAGCGCAGGAGACUCCUCUAAAGGGGGGCACAAACCCCAACUGGGACUGACACCCCUGUAUCUCAGAAGAGCCACUCGCACCCAAGGAUUUACAAACUACAGAAAAUACCCUGUUACCCCACACUGUACCCGACUGUCAGGUUCCCCGGGAUUUUCUCAGGAUCACCCCCACCUGCAGUGGGACACCCCAGAACAGCAGCACACUGCACCCCAAUACUGGUACAUGGUAGCCUCAGGAUUGCGCAGCUGCACCCCAAUACAUGUACAGGGUUACUCCAACACUGGCACAGGGUCACCCCAGGACUGGCACAGGGUCACCCCAGGACUGGCAGAGCUGCACCCCAACACUGACACAGGGUCACCCCAGGACUGGCACAGGAUUAGUUGAACACUGCGUAAACCCCAUAACAGCCCCCCCCCAGUGUGCUGACACAGAAUCAGUAACCCCUGAACUGUCACAGCUGCACCCCAAUUAAGAGACACUGGCACCACAAGAGCAAACCCCACUGCACCCCCAGACGACCAUACGGGGAGUCACUGCCUCAGGAUCUGCCGAGAGCAACUGCAGCCCCCGGACCCCCAUGCACCGUGGGACAGUGAGUAAUGCAGAGAGGCCUAAUUGGCAACCGAAGAAGAAAUUCUCCCUUUUCCCUUCUCCAAAAGACUGGAACUUCCGAGGGAGGAAAAGAAAGCAGAGUUGCAAUGAGCAAGAUGAAGUUCUCAGCGUGUGCAGCCUGGACGCCAGUGACGAACCAAGCACAAAACGGGUUAAACCUCUCUCAAGGGUCACGUCUCUGGCGAACCUUAUCCCACCUGUGAAACCGACACCCUUGAAACGAUUCAGCCAGUCUCUCCAGCGCUCCAUCAGUUUCCGAAGUGACAGCCGGCCUGAUUUGUUCACCCCGCGCCCCUGGUCAAGAAAUGCACCCCCUCCUAUCACCAAGCGAAGAGACAGCAAGCUCUGGAGCGAGACCUUUGAUGUCUGCGUCAAUCAAGUGCUCACAUCCCAAGAGAUCAAGAGACAGGAGGCCAUUUUCGAGUUGUCACAGGGAGAGGAAGACUUAAUUGAAGAUUUAAAGUUAGCAAAAAAGGCUUAUCAUGACCCAAUGCUGAAGCUCUCUAUAAUGACAGAACAAGAGUUAACCCAAAUCUUUGGGACCCUGGACUCACUUAUUCCUCUGCAUGAAGAUCUCCUCAGGCGACUCCGUGAGGUCCGGAAGCCGGAUGGUUCCACAGAGAAUGUUGGCCACAUCUUAGUUGGCUGGCUCCCCUGUUUGAACUCCUAUGACAGCUACUGUAGCAAUCAAGUGGCGGCAAAGGCGCUUCUGGAUCAUAAGAAACAAGACCACCGAGUGCAAGACUUUCUGCAGAGGUGCCUAGAAUCUCCCUUCAGUCGUAAACUAGACUUGUGGAAUUUCCUUGACAUCCCCAGAAGUCGCCUGGUCAAGUAUCAUCUGUUGCUAAAAGAGAUAUUGAGGCAUACGCCUAAUGGCCACCAAGAUCAGCAGCACUUAGAAGAAGCCAUUAAUAUCAUCCAAGGGAUUGUGGCAGAAAUCAACAUAAAGACCGGCGAGUCCGAGUGCCACUAUUAUAAGGAGAGACUGAUUUACCUCGAUGAAUGCCAAAAAGACCCUCUUAUCGAUAACUCUCGAGCGUUGUGCUGUCACGGGGAGCUCAAGAACAACAGGGGAGCGAAAUUUCACGUCUUCCUCUUACAAGAUGUUUUGGUGAUAACAAGGACCAUUACCCAGAAUGAGGCACUUCAAUAUCAAGUAUAUCGGCAACCGAUUCCCGUAAAAGAUCUCAUUUUGGACGAUUUACAGGACGGGGAGGUGCGCCUGGCUGGGUCGCUUCGUGGUGCCUUUAGCAACAACGAGAGAAUAAAGAACUUUUUUAGAGUGGGUUUAAAAAAUGGAUCCCACAGCCAAGGCCACUGUCUGCAAGCAAACGACACAUUCAACAAACAACAAUGGCUGAACUGUAUUCGGCAAGCCAAAGAGUCGAUUGUGAGCUCUGGGGGAGAUGACGCGUCCACCUCAGACGGACAGUUAUUGAUAUCUGCCAAUGGGACCUGUGAUUCUCAGGCGGCGGCGCGGUUUGAGCAAAUGGACCAAUCAGACAGUGUUUCAGACUGCAGCAUGGACAUAAGCGAAACCAGCAUGGACUGUGAGCAAAUGGAACAAACAAACUCUCACAACAAAGAGGUGGAAAGUAACGUUUGACGCGGCAGCCGCCAUAUUGUGGAAGCCUCCCUACAUGUUACCUGUAUAGUGUUGUUCAUUCCGUUUGUGUUGCCGUUAGAGAAGCACUUUGAAGAUAUCAGCUCUGUCUUUUCUUACAUCGUCUGCUGAUCAGAACGCAGUCACUACCGACUUUGGGAGUCAAAAUGGGCCACUGAUCCUACUUCAUCCAAAGUAGAUGACAAGGGAUUUAAAUUGCAUUUUGGCUCCGUCUUGAAACUACUGUCAAUGGGUGUAUUGUACAUGAAAUGUAUUUACUGUAAAGCUGUUAGCAAACAUUUAACCCCUUCAAGGGAUACUGUCAUGGGAAAAAACAUUUUUUCCAAAAUGAAUCAGUUAAUAGAGCUGCUCCAGCAGAAUU